UAUCAUAAAUAAAGCCCAAGUCUUACUUGAAUUUUCGGUGAAGCCUGAGUUUCAGAAGCCAGAACACAGUCCAGCAGAAUUACAGAUUGUCCACUGGAUUUUUCUUCCCUAGAGGGGCAAGAGACGAUGGUGAAUUAGCUUCGCCCCAAUGAUUUACUUCAAGUAAAUGUAUUUGCCCCCGAAGCAAGUUUUGAUGUCAUAAGUAAAGAUUGUGUGCUUUAAAUUAUGGAGCUAAAAUAUUCAUCUCCAAAGAGAGUUCUUUCAUCUUCUGAUUGUAAUGGUGGCCCUGAAGAAGAGAAAGAAAUCAGCGAGGAUGAUGAUGAUGAUCGUAAUCAUAAGCAUCGAAGAAGGGAUAUACAUCCCGAGUCUGAGGCACUUCCUUUUGAAUCAGCUUUGACGAGACCCUACAGGAAGCGCAACAAGCCCAUUGGAAAUGGACACCUAUACAGGGACUCUGUAUCUUAUGCUUUUGAGAAAGAAGCAACUGCACCUUUUGAGAAGAAAAGAGGUAUCAAUUCACUUUUCAGAGAUCAACAAGAUGUGAACCCAAAAAUGUGGUCAAAUCAAUCACUGUCUAGAGAACCUGGCACUGGAAGGGGUCGGGGAAGGGAACCUAGUUUAUGGACCUUACAUGAUUCUAGGUUCAGUCGAUUUGAUAUUUCAUCCCAAAUGGGUCAACAAGGUUCUGUCCCCCCUGGUCUCUUUGCCGGAAGGGGCUUGCCGAAUGUUUCUAAUGGACCAAGUUCACCUUGGAAUUCAUUUGGCAUGAUUCCUAGAAUGCCUAUUACUGGCCUUGAUCCACUCCACCCCCUUUCCUUGCAAGGAGCACUUAGAGCACCCAUGAACCCUGCCAUUGGUAUGGGUAUACCUCGGCAAAGAUGUAAAGACUUUGAGGAGCGUGGGUUUUGUCUAAGAGGUGAUAUGUGUCCAAUGGAGCAUGGAAUGAACCGUAUUGUUAUUGAGGAUGUUCAGAGCCUUUCUCAGUUUAAUCUCCCUGUUACGCUUAGCGCACCCAUGCUUGGAACAGCAAGUGGACAAGGAGCUUUAUCUGCAGUAGGCCCUACUUGCUCAUUGAUGAAUAAAGCUCAUAUGAAGGGUGGAAAAAGUGGACUGACCAAUGAUGGAUUAGGAUUUAAUGUGGCACUUACAGGAGGUUCAAUGGCUGGGGGAGCAGAUGUAUAUGAUCCUGAUCAGCCUUUAUGGACAAGUGUUGAUGAAACUGCACAGCUGAUGGAUCCAGAUUCAUCUAAUCAUGGUAAGCCCAGGCUAUCUGAAUGCUAUGACACUCAACACCCAACUGCAAGUAAUCUGGCAGCCACAGUAUCUCAAGGUGUUUGGGGUCGAAUUAAGAGUUCAAAAGGCAAAUUGGAAAUCAAAGAAAAAGUUGGACCAAGCAUUGAUUCUUCAAUUCAAAUUGAAAGUGAAGCUAAAAACGAACCAUAUCUAUCUAGAAGUGAUGGGAAGAAUGUGGAUGUAGAAAACCUUGAUUCAGCAUCAGCAGGAACAUCUUUUAAGUCGCAAAAUGAUUCUGGACGUGAUACUCGGAGGUCUUCUCAAAAGGCACAUUGUACUCUGUUUGUCAGCGGCAUUCCACUAACUGACAACAGAAGAGAGGCCAUUUUUUCACAUUUUAAAAAAUUUGGAGAGGUUAUUGACAUUUAUAUCCCCAUGAAAAGUGAAAGAGCUUUUGUCCAAUUUUCUAAGAGAGAAGCCGCUGAGGCAGCUUUGAAGGCACCCGAUGCUGUAAUGGGCAACCGUUUUAUCAAACUUUGGUGGGCUAAUAGGGACAACAUUCCACACAAUGCAGUAAUCAGUGGCAAUAAUGCACAAACCACUGCUCCGAUAAUGACAACUACUUCUGCUUCAACCCAUCAUUCUGUUGCUUAUAAAGGAAAAGAAACUUUGGGAUCUGUGCCCAAACUAAUCCCCAAUAUUCCUAAGCCUGUGGUUGCUAAUACCCCAAAAGCUCCAGCCCCUCAAAAGAAGAUGGAGAAUUUAGAACUGUUAAAAGAAGAACUUCGCAAAAAGCAGGAGAUGCUUGAUCAAAAGCGGAAUGAGUUCCGUCGUCAGUUGGCUGAAUUUGAGAAACAAGCCUCAGGUCUUAAAGGUGAAGGACAACCUGAUCAUGUUGCCAAGAAACAUAAUGGAGAAAGGGUAGCUGACAUCAAGAAAGUUGAAACAUCAAGCUACAUAAAAUCUGACAUUGCCGAAUCAUCUCAACAUACCGAAGUAAUGCCCAAUAGUGAUAAAUCUGCAGAAGAUGGACUGCUGUCUUGUUCAAAAUCAUCUUCUACUGCGGAUACGUCAGAACCCUUGAGGCAGUCAAUUCGUCCAUUGGCACCUACAGGGGCUCCUUUUAUCUUUAAUAGAUACAAACUGGACAACCGCCCCACAGCUUUCAAAAUCAAUCCACCUAUACCAAGUGCGCUGGCAAAGGUUGCUCUUUUAAAGGAACACUUUUCUCCCUUCGGUGAACUUUCUUCUGUGGAGCUUGAAGGAACAGAGGCAGAGGAUAGAUCGGACACGUCUAAAGUCUCUGCCCUGGUAUCCUUCACAUCACGCCGGUCUGCGGAAAGAGCAUUUUUGAAUGCUAAAAGCUGGCAGGGUCAUGCAUUGCAAUUUACUUGGGUACCCUCAGUUAAUUCUAAUGCAUGUGUUGGCGUGAAAGAAAAUACUUCCGUUUGCGAUGAUCAUGGAGUGAAAGAAAAUGUAUCUUGUUCUCAACAAGCUGCUUCAGACUCUAAUACUCCAACUCUUGAAGAAGGUACUCCCACCUGUUCACUAAAAGCAGUUAUUGCUAAAACUGAAAGUAUUGAGAAAAGUGGAAGUGACCUCAGGGAGAACACAGAUGAAGAGCCCAAGUCCGGUUUGGCAACAAUUUCUCUUGAUAGACAGACUACUCUGAAUGAUUGAUUUCGGGAAUGGCCUGUUUGUCAUUUUGUGUAUGGGUGAGUUUUUCUUUUCAGCUGCCUUCAGAUAUAAAAUUUCAGGUCUUAAGAAUUGGGGGGAUGGGGCUGUGUGGCUCAAGCUCAUACAAAGCAAUCAAAUGUAAAGAGAGACUUUUCUAUAUAAAAUUUGGUGUCAUAUUACGGUCACCCUUAGCUGAAAUGAAUUCUAUUAACUACUAGAGGGGGGACUAAGAAGAACUUCCAGCUCUGAGAUUACACUUGAAAAUUUUAUUUUUCGAUAAGGUUUAAUGCUAUUUUUGUUUUGUUUUUUUAUUGUCAUUUCAUUCGUUUCCUUGUUACAUAGGCUCCUGCUUAUUCGUUGUAUAUAUUACCAGCUAAACGUUAGGUGUAUGUUUUGAAAUUCAUGACUUCAUGUUAUCUCGU
This is a messenger RNA of Cuscuta europaea, 3332 nucleotides long. The record is from the annotation of a GenBank genome assembly. Lineage: Eukaryota; Viridiplantae; Streptophyta; Magnoliopsida; Solanales; Convolvulaceae.